AUGGCGCCUCUCGUUCCCUCACAGGAGGAGCUCGAUCGCAGAAGGAUCGUCGACAUCAAUGCAGAGACCGUCACCAACAUCCCCUCCACAGAUUUCCCAGGUCACUGGCCCGGCGAAUCCCAUGAAUGGUCUCUCGACAAAUUCAGAGACAACUUUCGCGUCGAAUUUCACCAGAACAACCAAUUCGAGUCCGCCUUUUCCCUCAUCGGCCUCGAUGCUGCGAUCGCAAAUGCUUUCCGUCGAAUUGUAAUGGCAGAAGUCCCCAGUCUCGCCAUCGAAUUCGUCUUUGUUCACAAUAACACCUCUGUCAUCCAAGAUGAGGUCCUUGCACAACGCCUGGGUCUGAUCCCUCUCAAAGGUUCCGUGGAGGGUUUGAACUGGAUGCGCUGGUUCAAGAAGGCUAAUGAUGACGAACCUGGGAGCGGAAGCGACCCCAGUGACUACAAUACUGUCGUCCUGCGCCUUGAUGUCCAAUGCACCAAAAAUCCCCAUGCUUCUCGCGACGAGCAGGACCCCCGAAAGCUGUACAAGCACGCCCAUGUCUAUGCCAAGGAUAUUACUUUCCACCCUGUCGGACGCCAGGAACAAUACUUUACUGGCGACGGUGCUAUCCAACCUGUCAACCCAGACAUUCUCAUUGCAAAGAUGCGUCCAGGCCAGAAGAUUGAGAUGGAACUCCACUGUAUCAAGGGUAUUGGAGCCGACCACGCUAAAUUCUCCCCGGUCGCAACAGCAAGCUACCGUUUAAUGCCAGAUAUCAAAAUCCUCCGCCCUAUCCUAGGAGAGGACGCGAAGAAGUUUGCCAAGUGUUUCCCUAAGGGUGUCAUUGCUCUGGAGCCCGUCACCAUCGAGGAAGCCGCACAGAGAGAUACCGAGUAUUACGGUCGCACCGGAGAGCUCAAGGCUGUUGUCCGCGAUCCAUUCAAUGACACUGUCAGCAGGGAGUGCCUGAGACAUGAAGAAUUCCAGGGUAAGGUAAAGCUGGGCCGCCUUCGGGAUCAUUUCAUCUUCAAUAUCGAGAGCACAGGACAACUCGACAGCGACGUUCUCUUCCUAGAAAGUGUAAAGGUGCUGAAGCUGAAGUGCGCAAGAUGGAAGAGGGGCUUGACGGACCUCAUGCGAUAA
Aspergillus ochraceoroseus IBT 24754 is the source of this 1125-nucleotide messenger RNA. RefSeq names its product DNA-directed RNA polymerase core subunit RPC40. The record is from RefSeq and is a predicted model, not a curated record. Bases 1 to 1125 code for a protein of 374 amino acids. The transcript has 3 exons. Lineage: Eukaryota; Fungi; Ascomycota; Eurotiomycetes; Eurotiales; Aspergillaceae. Gene Ontology annotation, biological process: DNA-templated transcription. Gene Ontology annotation, molecular function: DNA binding; protein dimerization activity. Gene Ontology annotation, cellular component: RNA polymerase I complex; RNA polymerase III complex.